GGCGGCGCGUGCAGGGCUGCUGUGCAGAUCUUUAGUCAGUGCUGACACUGCUCUGGCUUCGUGUUACAGCUGCAGAGCACAGAGAACACAGCGGUGGUGAUGAGUCACUGUGGAGGAACCGCUCUGUGUGCUGCAGCUGAAGCUGCUGCUGGAGCUGCUGCAGGGUGAGGGAUGGUUCCUGCCCGUCCGGUUCUGGGGGUUCAGCCGGACGUCAACAGCGGAACAGCGGAGGGUGUGGGGGCUGUGCUGUGUUGUUCUCACGUGGCUGCUGACUCUCUCUCUCUCUCUCUCUCUCUCUCUCUCUCUCUCUCUCUCUCUCUCUCUCUCUCUCUCUCUCUCUCUGUGUGGUUGAGUGUGUGUAUGUAUGUGAGUGAGAGAGAGGGAUUUUUUAGGGAAUUUGGCGGCUGAUGGGAAGACCUGCCACCAACAAAACGGUGUUAAACGCGUGAAAAACGGCGUUAAACUGCGUUUUUUGCUGCGUGUUUCGUGUUUCAGACUGACCUCGAUGCUUCUCUGAUUCUGAGGAUGAGCUGCUGAUAAACACGCGCUGUUGUUUUCUCGGGAAAUGGCCCCGGACAGGAGCGGGAGGUGCAGUCAGGAGUAGCGGCUGUGGUGGAGGUGGUGGUGGGGGUGAUGAUGGUGGGUCUGGGCGGCGGGAGGUGUAGGUGCAGCCUGGCUCUGGCGCUGCUGAUCUCGGCCGGCUCCGUCUUCCUCUUCUGCGAGUUUGCCAUCUACUACCCCGCGGUCCUGCGCUGCUCCUGGCCGGAGAUGAGGGAGGACGGGGAUCGUGGUACGGGCUCCGGUUCCCCCGCGGCUGUGAGGGCUCUGUUCCUCUCCGACACCCACCUCCUCGGAGCCAUCCGGGGACACUGGUUCGACAAGCUGAGGAGGGAGUGGCAGAUGGAAAGAGCUUUCCAGACAGCCAUGUGGUUACUCAGACCAGAGCUGGUUUUUAUUUUGGGAGACAUUUUCGAUGAAGGCAAAUGGAGUUCACCUGAGAAUUGGGAGGAUGAUGUUCGGCGCUUUAAGCAGAUCUUUCGUCACCCCAGCGAUACGGAACUUGUGGUUCUUAUUGGCAACCAUGACAUCGGCUUCCACCACGAAAUGACUCGCUAUAAACUGGAGCGCUUUGAGAAAGUGUUCAAUGUGACGUCAGCGCGCAUCCUUACUAAGAGAGGAGUGAAUUUUCUGCUGGUGAACAGUGUGGCGCUGCAUGGAGAUCACUGUCCCAUUUGCCAGAGUGUAGAGAAUGAGCUACACAGUCUCUCACAAGCUCUUAACUGCUCUGUACAGAGCUUUCAGUCUGAGAGUAAGAAGCAUCGCUGCAGAGACAUGCAGAGAUAUGCAUCAACACCUCCCAUUUUAUUGCAGCAUUAUCCUCUAUAUCGGGUCAGUGAUGCUGAGUGCACAGGUGAAGACGCAGCUCCACCUAAUGAACGCUACCAGCUGUUUCACGAGCGCUACGAUGUGCUUUCUCAGGAUGCCUCAAAGAUGUUGCUGUGGUGGUUCCAGCCCCGCCUUAUUCUGAGUGGCCACACCCACAGUGCCUGUGAGGUUUUUCAUGAGAACCGCAUCCCUGAGAUCAGCGUUCCGUCUUUCAACUGGCGGAACCGCAACAACCCCAGCUUUAUCCUGGGUUCAUUCUCACAGUCAGACUACGCACUGUCUAAGUGUUUCCUGCCAGAGGAGAGCAGCGUUAUUGCAGUGUACUGUGGCAGCGCCAUGUUAUUAGCUCUGAUCACCCUGGGCCAUCUCAGUCUGUUUCGGGGAGCUCUGCAUGUAACCAACAUCCUCCUGGGAAAGCAGAAGUCUUUAUGAGUCUAAAAUGGAACCUGGUGAUUACCUGCUGAGGUGAAUUGGACCUGUUAUGUAUAUAUAUAAUCUUUAGACUGAACAGGAAUUCAUCCCUUCAGGGCUGGAGUUCUCCAUGCUGGUGCACGUGCUGGCACUGCACAACCAACCGUGUGUGAAUACAGGGUUACGUGAGGUAUGAAACUGGAAGAAGUUCUCAGAAGGAUUACAGCACAAUGCCAGUUCCAAAGUGGUGGGCUAGAAUUACUUAGAAUUGUUUUAGAAGACAUUUGAACUGAACAUGGCAGUGUUUCGAGGACACUAAGCCAAGCGGUAGCUAAGCACUGUUGACAAACAUACUACUGCUAAAGCCCUGUCGGGAGGGGAUUAGUUUCUCAGGGGAACGUCUGUGAAAAGUAGUUAACACUUCUAUUUUGGAAUAAAACUCUUGCUUUAGCACUGCAAUUGAAAAUACAGGAGGACCAGUGAGUUUUUAGGCUUUUUCAGUCACAUGACAUCGCGUUCAGUAGCUCCUCCAUUUCCACUCGCUGUUUGGUUUAUGUGGAUCUUCGUGUAAAGUGUAAUUAUGGUGCAUAGCAGUGGAAAAAUAGCCGUUUUAUUGAACAGGAGGUGACAAAACUCAAGAGAUGUGCGUCCAGACAAGACUAAAAUUACCUUACGACCACGGAGUUCAGGAGGUAAUUCUGCCUGUAAUUUUCUCAGAGAAUCUCUGAGAAAAUUACACAUACAUGGUUGUUUCGGAUGGGAAUAAAAUCACAGAGUACCCCCAUAAAAGACAAAAAAUGACCCCAGAACCCCCUGUGAAAUGAAUCCCGCCCAGAUAGAGCUUAAGCUAAAGGUUUGAAUGCUCAGGAAUCCUGAACCUGUAGAUACUUAUUACUGUGAAGAGCCGUAAGAUACAUUUAACUCCUGCUGAAGCUGAAGAGUAAGAAUGGACUUGAUCUCUUUUACUCUGACCUGCUUUUUUCCCCUACAUUCUUAAAAAUAGAGGUGCCAAAGAGGGUUCUUUGUCUUGAUGCCACAGACAAGUAGUGUGUAGGGUUCCAUUCAUGAGGCUACAUGGGAAAUAGUUUUAAGCCUGAGAGCAAAUAUGUUUUUAACAAUCAAUGUUUUUAUUUUAUUAUAUUUUUUUAAUUAUGAAGAAACACAUGAGAAAUCAUACAGUAAACUUAAAAGUGUUAAACCAAAAUAUCUGGAGUGGUGUUCACUUAAAAUGUCUGAGCCUGGUAACUCUGAUGAAUUUAUCCUAAGCAAAAUAGGAAACUCUUGCCUUCCUUUCCUGGGGUGGUCCUGAUGAGAGCCAGUUUCAUCAUAACGCUUUUCACAGUCUUUACGACUGCACUUCAGCAUACUUCCAAAGUUCUUUAAAUGUUUUGGAUUGACUGACCUUCGUUAAAGUCAUUUUUUUUUAUGGAUUAUAAUAUGUAACAUUACUCAAAUAGGGCUAUUCACUGUAUACCAACUCUACCUCCCCACAACUCCUGAACUGAUGCUCUCAAACACAUUUUGUCCACAUAUGUCCUUUUUUUCUUCUUAAACUGGGUUUUGUAGGGAGUGUGUAGCCUUAUUGAAGGUGCCCUAUUGUAGUGUUUCUACAACCGCACAUCCAAAUGAAUAAGAACUGAUUAAAAACCUGUAUUUUUAAGAAUGUGUACAUUAACUUAGCCUUAUUUAAAUGAGCUUUGGAAACUUGUGCAGCUUUUAUUUUGUGUAAGACUGAUUGAACAGGUGCACUUUAUCCUUCAGUCAUUCCCACCUUUUUUUCUGAUAUGCCAAAUAAUGUAUUAUUAUUAUUUUUGAUUCCCAUGGAACUAUUUAAGAACAGUUAAAAUUAAAACAAUAAAAGGAACAAGAUUAAUCGGA
This is a messenger RNA of Astyanax mexicanus (Mexican tetra), 3675 nucleotides long. RefSeq names its product metallophosphoesterase 1 (gene mppe1). NCBI's taxonomy places the organism in Eukaryota, Metazoa, Chordata, Actinopteri, Characiformes, Acestrorhamphidae. Gene Ontology annotation, biological process: GPI anchor biosynthetic process; endoplasmic reticulum to Golgi vesicle-mediated transport. The transcript has 9 exons. Gene Ontology annotation, molecular function: phosphoric diester hydrolase activity. The record is from RefSeq and is a predicted model, not a curated record. Gene Ontology annotation, cellular component: endoplasmic reticulum-Golgi intermediate compartment. Bases 634 to 1818 code for a protein of 394 amino acids.